AUUUUACUCACUUGGGUGUCACCCCCUGGUGGGUGUCACCAGGUGCGGACCGCACACCCCUAGUGACGCCACUGCGCUUAACCACUCAACCACCGCGUCUACUUAAUUAGACUUAUAAACAAAUGGGCUAAUAGCAAAAAUAAAGGAGAUGUGUUACAUAGAUUAGCUGAUACGCCUAGCGAUAGUGUUAAAAGUUUUGUUUCGUUGGGUACGUCAGCUGUGGGGAGAGGGGUGUUAUGCUCUUCCGCAUUGUAUAGUACUUUAAAAUGUAACUAAGUCCAACUGGAGGUAACACUGAACUCAAUACUGGAACAGAUAACACCAACGAAAGGCCAACAAUCGAUACAUUGAGUCGACGCUGGUGUUAAAACAGCAAACACUUUUAAUACUUAAGGUGGAUCUAAGAUUAGAGAAUAGUAAGAAAUGACCAAAAUAUCACUUUUUCAUUCUCAUCAUAUUUAUAUUGUACAACCAUUUCUCUAUCAAAUUCAGUUUAUUUGAGGCAAGUAUUCCUUCUAGAAGUAUUUUAAAAUAAUUUUUGUAUUAGGUGGGGUAGUGUUUGUUUACCUUAGCAACGACCAUAAGCAGGUAAAUAUUUUUGUUUUUGUUUUUUUGUAAAUAAUACUUUUUAAUUAUUUUCUAAUGAAGUUAAAAUGCGAUAUGCUUAUAGAUAUAAAGGAAGUAGCUAAGGGAAUGUACUCUAUUACUUCACUGUCCCAGUCAACAAAAGCAUGUUUAUUUUCUGUUGGAUUUUGUGUAAUUUCUAGCAACAUUUUUUCGUUUUGGAUUGCUGCUGGUGAAAGACUCUUUUGUAUAUUUUGAUAUUUAGAUCUAUAUUCAUAUUGCAUUUUUAUUUGUGUAACAAUAAUGGCCAAUAAGCAUAAUAAAAGGCAAAGUUGUGGUAGAAAAAGAAAAUUUCGUGGGAAUAAAUACACCAAGUCUGCAGUGCAAAGUCUACAAGUAGUACAAGUGAUGAUCAUGGACAAGUUGGUGAACAACAAGAGACACAUCAAGCUGCUUCACCUAAUGUAGAUAUUUCAUCUGAAUCAAGUUUAUCAGAUAAUCCACUGGAUUGUAAUAUCUUUUUAAACCUAGCAUGUUUUAAUAAUUUCUUGGCAAGUUACUUGAUAUGUCCCUAAAUGCUUCAACUAUUCUCUAAAUUUGUUUUUGAAUGAAAGCGCAAGAAUUGGAUUUUGUCAGGAACUAAUUGUGAAAUGCACUUCAGCUGACUGCUCAUUUGAAGAAAGCUUUAGAUCUUCUAAAGAAAAUAGAGAUGGUCAAAAAAGAGGAUUUAGGGAAAUAAAUCUCAGAAUGGUAUCAUUUGUAAGAUCCAUAGGUCCAGGUCACAGUGCGCUCUUGAAUUUUUGUCAACACACAAACAGUCCACCUCCUAUUUCUGAAACAUCUUAUCAAUCUGUAAUGCAUACCAUAGGCCUUGCAUCUAAGAAAGUUGCAGAAGAAAGUAUGGAAAAGGCUGCAAGGGAAGUGAAAGAAAAGGUUGGAAUCAGCAACGAAGAAGGCAUCACUGACUGCGGUGUGAGCGUUGAUGGGACAUGGCAGCGUUGAGGGCACUCGAGCCAUCAUGGCAUUGUUACAGCCAUAUCAAUAGAAACAGCCUCUCAGCACGUCACGACGGAGAAAACAAUCUCUGCAACGCUUCAGAGAGAUACAUUAUGGGUUCUCCUGAUGCGGAAAAAAAGCCUGGGACAGAGUAUAAUCCAUGGCUGUUCUAUCCCUGCAGUGUCAGUUACUUUACCAGCUUUUUGAAGAAAAAAUUGAGCUCCAGUCGAGGUUACACCUGUCUUGUCUACGCUGUCGAAGCAUCAGCCGACAUUCCAGAUGUAUCUGAUAAACUAUUGGGUCAGGUGAUCAAACCUGAUCAACAGUGUCAACAGGUUUUUGGAAAUGAUUCCUUCUUUUGCAGGGCUUCCGAAUCUAAACGCUCUAUCACUGAAAUCUGCCAAGCAAUGUUAUGUGCAGAUGUUUUAAGAGGGUUAUGUAUCCCGCAGAUAGCACUCACUGGAACGUCUUGUGGCGAUGGAAAGGUCUGCAUAAAUGGACAAUGUGUCAGCGACCCAUACGCUCCUCAACUUGAUGAAAACUGUGCAUUUGGAGACAGACCGAGCUAUUCUUGCAGUUUGUUUAUCAAUGACUUUAUGGGCAACUGUUACUCUACUCUUGGCUAUCGAGCAUGCUGUGACACGUGUAACAAUGUGUCUAGGCCCGUGAAAGAUUGUGAACAAGGAGAUCAAGACUUGAGACCAGAACUGUGCACUAACUUUAGCGUCUGCCUAAUACAGCCAACACAGUGCUGUCACUACUGCUCGUCAUAUUACACGUCUGCAACUACAAGUACCACGACAACGAGACCAUUGAUACCAUCCACUUCACCCAAAACUAAAUGUGAACCAGGAGAUCUAGACUUGAGGCCAGAACUGUGCACUAACACUAGUGUCUGCCAUACAAAGUCAUCACUGUGCUGUAACUUUUGCUCGUUACAUUACAAGUCUGCAAAUACAAGUACCACACAAUUUACGUCCCCCAACGAGUGUGUACUAGGAGAACCAGAUUUAAGUCCACAGCUGUGUACUAGCCGUAGUAUCUGCCAGACACAGCCAUUGAUGUGCUGUAAAUAUUGUUCUUCCCGAGACAAUUCUGCAAGCCAUCUCUCUUCAUGCACUAUUUGCAUAUAUCGUUUUUGUGUUGCGUUCUUUCUUUAUAUUAAAACAAAUGUCUAUUAGGUAGAUAAAGUACAAAUGUCUAUUAGGUAGCUAAAGUACAAGACUCUUAGGUAGAUAAAGUACUUACCCUUGUUCGGAAUUUUUUUUAUAGUUUUUGUCUAUUUCUUAUCUUUAUACCAUUUUAAGCAUUGUUUACACAAGGAAAUCAAUUAUAAUGAAGCAAUCUAUCAAUCAUAAUGAAGCAAUCGUUGGUGUACUGUGCAUGAAAUAAUAGACCUCUAAAACAUGUGGCCAGGGCCGGCCUUAGAUAAUGAGCCUCCUUGUCCUUAUCAUUAUGAGGAACAUUUUGUACAUCCUCUUAUAAUUCUGGAUCUAGAGAUAAAUUAUGUUGCUUGUUUUUAUUUCUUUUAUUAAACAGUUUCAAAU
Molecule: messenger RNA, 3107 nt
Organism: Biomphalaria glabrata
Lineage: Eukaryota; Metazoa; Mollusca; Gastropoda; Planorbidae
Product: A disintegrin and metalloproteinase with thrombospondin motifs 7-like
Exons: 9
Coding region: 1554-2741 (395 amino acids)
Molecular function (GO): metallopeptidase activity
Source: RefSeq, a predicted model, not a curated record